This is a messenger RNA of Brassica napus (rape), 1741 nucleotides long. RefSeq lists its product as uncharacterized. Bases 1158 to 1505 code for a protein of 115 amino acids. The transcript has a single exon. Lineage: Eukaryota; Viridiplantae; Streptophyta; Magnoliopsida; Brassicales; Brassicaceae. The record is from RefSeq and is a predicted model, not a curated record.
AAGAGAAAAGGUAAAAGGGUAGUGAAAAUUAUGGGGGUUAAAGGUGGGGGAGACGUGCAUGUGUAUAAUAAUAACAAUGUCUUGUGGCUUAAUCGAGUAAUUGAAAAAAUGGGUGGCAUCUUUGGCUUCAGAGAUUCUGUUCCCUUUGGUUGCGUUCACACUCUGAAGAUCCCUCCCCAAGUGCCGUGUUCACACUUCACUUCACUCGGCUUCCUCCUAGCUCGGCUCCAUCCAGAUUUCUAAAAUUACUAAUUUGAUUUAAUUUGUGUAUAAAUAACGCCUCUAUAAAUUAAAUUAUCAAAUUUCAUAUGUUUUAGUGUUAUGGUAGAUAUCUUAUAAAGUUAUAAUCAAUCGUAGUUUAUUGUUAACGAACAUGUUAUAAAUUUACAUGUUAAUAGAUUUUUGUUUUAUUAAAAUAUUCUUAAACAAAAAACACAAACCCAAUUUUAAAAAUAUAAAUAAUUAGGGACAAAAAUUAAGUUUGGGUAGUCAAUGCAUUAGAUGAGUUACAUUAUUCUGUAUAUUUUGGUAUAUCUAGUUACAUAUUUUACAUGCAAAAGAAAAUCUGAUAAAUGAAAUUUUGUUCAUAUACAAAUAGGUUUCCUUCAAAUAAUGAAAAAAUACGGGAGUUUUGACAAUGGAAAUGGACUAUUGGAUCUUGUCAUUUUAUAUUCAUGCUUUACAUGUUUCUCUUUAGCCAUGUGCAGUACAAACUUCCGUUUUUAUUUCUGUUUCCGUUAGACGUCACGUUAGGUAUAUAAUACAAUUAUCACACUUGUUCUAUUAUUCCCAUUUUCAUGGGCUUUGCAUCUUCACCGACACACUAGAAAAUAAAAAAAAUAUAGAUCAACAAAAAUAUCCAAGCCGACCGACGAGCCGAGAAAAGACACAUGGAACGUGGAAGGGUGGACGAAGCGCCAAUAGUGAAAAAAUGACAAAAGCUGAUCAUGUUGAGUUCAACAAACACAUGUCCACGUAGGACGAAAGUCAUAUAAAAGCAGACGUGGCAAAUAGUAUAUGUUCUUGUUGCAUUUGAUCUAAUCUUUUUCUUCUUUUUAUAUUAUUUUAAUAUCCCACUACCUUUCUACCUACGUCUUAUAUAAAUCAUCUCUGAACCACACCUGACACUUGCCUCUAAAGACAAGAAAAAGGAAAGAAUGGGGAACUGUCUAAGGCAUGAGUCAGAAAUGCACUGGGCUGGUGAAGAUUGGGAUGAUUUCAUCACACAAGAUGAAAAAGAAGAUUAUCAUCAUCAUAGCUCCAAGAAGACCUCCACCAAAGCUAGUAAAACAGUAACUGUUAAACGAGAAAGUAAAUCAUGUGAUCCAUCUCACCAUGAGAUCAAGAUCAGGCUCACGAGGAAGCAACUCCAAGAUUUACUUAAUAAAGUCAACGUCCAUGACUUAACCAGUUCUGCAGCGUCACAUAUUGAUCGUAAAACUGAAGAAGGCAACCAGCCCCGGUUAUGGAAACCGAUUUUGCAGAGCAUACCAGAGGUUGACUGAGAGUUUCUAAUAGAUGAGACCAUGUUGUAUAUUCUUUAGGGGUAGGAAUAGGAUGUUGAUGUAAAUUUUGAGUUUUUGUUUUUGUUUGUAAAUAAUUUAUAAACAUAGACCUUCUUGACCGGUGGUAAUAGUACGGGUGGGCACUUCGGUUAUUUUAUCGGUUCGAGUUCGGUUCGGUUUGGUUAGUUCGGUUUUAGUAUUUUUCCAAUUGAAAUAAACCAUAGUUAGUUUGGUUC